Phycomyces blakesleeanus NRRL 1555(-) is the source of this 1053-nucleotide messenger RNA. RefSeq lists its product as hypothetical. Gene Ontology annotation, molecular function: GTP binding. The record is from RefSeq and is a predicted model, not a curated record. Gene Ontology annotation, cellular component: membrane. The coding region runs from base 1 to 1053 and encodes 350 amino acids. The transcript is spliced from 6 exons. Lineage: Eukaryota; Fungi; Mucoromycota; Mucoromycetes; Mucorales; Phycomycetaceae.
AUGGGACAAGCAGCCUCGAAAACAUUUUCAGAUAAAUCAAACGUCCUGUACGAACACACCGACCUAUCAAGUCGAUUCACAAAAGCAACCAUAUCUACCUUGGCUGUUCCGAUGGUCAUUGUAGCCUUUCCUCUUCUAAAUGCCUACACAUUUACAGAGGAAGAAUUAACAGGAGUCAAGGUCAUGGAUGGUGCUAUUGGGGGAAUCCUUGGUGUUAUUGGAUCUUGUUGGGGUGUUUUUCAAAGUGUAUUCAGUCAAGGUCCAUUAGAACCACUUCCGAUCCCUCCAGAACUCAAAGAACAAGCCAAAUUGAGGAUUGGACUCAAUUCAGAUCAUUUUUACAACGUUGCCAUAGUUGGAGUCGCAGGUACAGGCAAGAGCUCACUUGUGAAUGGAAUCUUGGGAUAUCAUGAUAGCCAUAUACUUGCUGCACAUACAGGCGAGACAGAAUCUACUAUGAGACCAGCAGGUUAUCGGCAUCCGGAUCUACGGACCAUGGUGCUGUGGGAUAUGCCAGGCGCAGGUACAAUGCAUCAUCCAGCAGAAACAUAUUUCGAAGACAAUUUUUUAUGUGCGUUCGACUCUUUAAUAAUCGUAACUGCCGAAAGACUACAAGAAACAGAUCUAAUCAUUGCCAAAAAGGCAAGAGAGUGGCGCGUUCCUGUGCUUUUUGUGCGUAACAAGGCUGAUCAGGCAGUAGACUCAAAGAUGCGCCGAGAUAGAAAAGAGGGUCAAGAAGAAGGACGUGCAUGGGCUAAAGCAGUAGGCGAACUUACCAAUGAAGCAAGUGUACGCCAAUCGAUCUCUACCCAGCUAAAAGCAAACCACAUGAGCACUCGGCAUCUCUUUAUUCUCUCUGCAUGGAACCUUCAAGAGUUUAUCUAUAGACUAGGCCAGAAACAGCUGGAUGAGCAUCUGAAAAUAAUCGACGAGGAGAGGUUCGUAAGGAUGCUGAUCCAAGGUGUGUUGACCAAACGAAAGCGAGAAAAGAAGAACCGCCAAAAUAAAGACAAGCGAAUGUCUGUUCCACAACAGAUUAUCGAAUCUCCAUAA